Messenger RNA from Schistocerca gregaria, 950 nucleotides. RefSeq names its product inorganic pyrophosphatase-like. The transcript is spliced from 6 exons. Gene Ontology annotation, molecular function: magnesium ion binding; inorganic diphosphate phosphatase activity. The coding region runs from base 24 to 821 and encodes 265 amino acids. The record is from RefSeq and is a predicted model, not a curated record. Gene Ontology annotation, cellular component: cytoplasm. NCBI's taxonomy places the organism in Eukaryota, Metazoa, Arthropoda, Insecta, Orthoptera, Acrididae. Gene Ontology annotation, biological process: phosphate-containing compound metabolic process.
UUUUGUCUCAGACAGUUUUACGCAUGGCCUACAGUCUUACAAAGAUCGGUGAAGCCGGAACAUUGAAAUAUUGUUUGUUUUUCAAGAAAAACAACACGCCAAUUUCCCCGUUCCAUGAUAUACCAUUAUGGGCAGACAAAAAUGCUGGUAUUGCAAACAUGGUUGUUGAAAUUCCGCGUGGGCAGCAAGCAAAACUAGAGAUAUCUCGUGAUAUUUUUUUGAACCCAAUCAAGCAGGACGUAAAAAAUGGAAAAUUGCGCUAUGUGGCCAUGAAGUAUCCGUUCAACUAUGGGGCAUUGCCCCAGACUUGGGAAAACCCUUGUAUUUUACACCCUGAUACGAAUGCAUCUGGAGACAAUGAUCCCGUCGAUGUUUGCAACAUUUCUUCCCUCCAGUAUAAUACUGGUGAUGUCAUUCAGGUAAAAAUUCUUGGAACCUACGCCAUGAUUGACGAGGGAGAAACAGACUGGAAAAUUUUGGCAGUUGACGUUAACGACGAAAAGGCAUCCCAAAUGAACGACGUCGAGGAUAUUGAUAAGGUGAUACCCGGAACCACAAAGGCGGUUUACGAGUUUUUGCGCGAUUAUAAAAUACCCGAUGGAAAACCGGCGAACGUGUUCGCAUUUGAAUCAAAGCCGCAGAACCGAGAUUAUGCGAUAAAAGUGAUUGAAGAGGCCCAUAAGGAAUGGGUUGAAAUCAUUCAAGACAAAAUUUCCUCUGAAACAAAAAACAAAGUCAAAAUCAGCACUGCUUGCACGCAGGUGGAAUGUCCUUUUACCGUCAAAAAUAUUUCUGAAGAGGUUUUAGAAUCCAAGAUUUAAGAUGACCCGCACCCACGUUGCCUAGACAACUUAUUUCCCAACUUUUAUUCUAUAGAGAAAGGAAUAUAUACACGAUUGUAUGCGAUUUACGCUAGCCGUUUAAAUAAAGGACAACUCUUUAUUUUUUCA